AUGCAAGUCUUGGAAGAACAACAACUCAUGGUGGUUUCUAAGGAUCUUACACAACAACAAGUCAUAAAAGGAAAGAGAACAAAGCGUCAAAGGUUGCCUUCUCCACUAAGGUUAGCCAUGUCUUGCGAUGAAGGAACAAGCUAUUACGAAAACAAUAAUCACGAUCACAACGAGCGAAAUUCAAAAGGAAUUGAUUUCACGAUAAUAAAAUCGUGUGACCGAUCAGAAGAAGAAAAAGAAGAAGAAGAUAUGGCAAAUUGUCUUAUCCUAUUAGCUCAAGGUCAUCAUUAUCGUCGUCAGGAACAUCAUCCUGACAACGAUAACAAAAGAUCUUCAAAUUUUUAUCUUUACCAAUGCAAGACAUGCAAUAGAUGUUUCCCAUCCUUUCAAGCACUUGGUGGACAUAGAGCAAGUCAUAGCAAACCUAACAAACCAAAUUGUAGCAAUAAUGUUACAAGAACUUUUGUUGAUGAUCAUUAUGAUCCAACCAUGAAUACUAUACUAUCAUUACAAGCCUUUACGGCCGCAACCCCGAUUACUACUAUUACCACUAGAACUACUCCUACAAAAAAGUCGAAAGUUCACGAGUGUUCGAUAUGUGGCGCGGAAUUCUCAUCGGGGCAAGCAUUGGGAGGACAUAUGCGUCGACAUCGAACACUCGUGAACACGUCGACAACAACAACCGCGACAACAACUUCUUUGAGUAUGAGUAUUGGUAGCCCUAAAUCUCAUGAAGCUAAGAAACCAAGAAAAGUUUUGAAGUUGGAUUUGAAUCUUCCAGCUCCUGAAGUUGAACAAAGAGAUCAAUCCAAGUUUUCCUUUCAGCCUAGAGAAAAUGUUAUUGCUUUCUCUAGUAAUUCUUCUUUGGUGGAUUGCCAUUUCUAA
Vicia faba (fava bean) is the source of this 885-nucleotide messenger RNA. Lineage: Eukaryota; Viridiplantae; Streptophyta; Magnoliopsida; Fabales; Fabaceae. The record is from the annotation of a GenBank genome assembly.